Prorocentrum cordatum is the source of this 468-nucleotide messenger RNA. The record is from the annotation of a GenBank genome assembly. Lineage: Eukaryota; Dinophyceae; Prorocentrales; Prorocentraceae.
AUGCUCGCCCUGACGGGUUACGCGGCCAAGACCCAGCACCCCGCGAAGGCGAGCACAGGCUGCGCCAACCCGGACAUGACCGCCGCUUCCGGCCACUACGCUGUCAUGCUCGACGGCGUCAGCGGCGCCCCGCCGCCAAUGACCCCCGAGGGUCUGGCGCGGGACAUGCGCCGUCACGAGGAGACGAAGCUGCACUUGAAGCUCGCGGCGGGGGGUAAUAGCGCCGAAUCGCUGCAGGAACACAUCAAAAACACAUUGCGCCGAGUCGGCAAUGUGGGCCGCCACAACGCCGCCGAGCUCAAGAAAGCCGUGCAGACAUUGUCUGGCGCUGCCUUGCUGAGGCGGGCGGGUCUAGCGAGCGUGCUUGAUGCGCUGCGUCGGUACAGGGUUAGGUGCAGUAGCGGCGCAGCGCAGAUGGCGCCGAAGGACUGCUUCCGCGCGGGAUUGUGCAAAUGGGCCCAGGCCUAA